AUGGCGCAGCGUGUCUCCGCGCGAAGGACCGCGGACGAAUGGCAGGACGCGUUCUACAGCCUAGAAGAGCGGCACCGACAGCUGCAGCAGCGGCUAAACGAGAGGGAGCAGGAGGUUAAACUGCUCAAGGUGGCACAGCGGCGUGGAUCGACGGCGGCAGCAGCAGCACCGCUCGCAAACAGCGGCUCUGCUCGCCCAGGUGCUGCUGCUGCUGCUGCUGCCGCCAAUGUCCAUUCACGAGCGACUGGGGCGCGCAGUGUGACGGCGGCGUCAACAGCAGCACCGCGUGCAAGUAACGAUUUGCCGAAGCCGCCACAAUUGGGGGCGUCGGAGGUGGCGCCCGCCAGUCGGUCGGAGCGGAAUGUGCAGUUCGUCUCCGCUCCUGCUGCUGCGCGGAAGGAUGACGCUGCUGCGGCAGCUGCGGAGUUUACGAGUGCCUGGUCGGCCGCGCCGCCGCCUGACCCGUCGAUGGUGUGGGGAAUGGAGAACAGCAUUCAGAACUACGUCACCGCCAAUGCCCUCUACCAUGCCAACGAGGAGUUGCGGCACCGGCUCGACGACGCGGUGAGCCUCGUACAGACGCUGCAGCACGAGCUGGCGGCGAGCCGCAGCACCGUGAAGGCGAUGCAGACACGGUUGGACGAUGCCACGCAGCAGAUGCACCACCUGGUGCGGGAACGUGACGUGGCGCAGCACAAACUGGGCGUCUCGCAGCAGGCUGUCGGCGACCUCGAGCGCAGUCUGCAGGGUCGCGCCACGGAGGAGGAGCGGCUGCGUUUCGCGCUGGAGAGCCAAGUCACAGAGCUGCGCAGCCGCCUCGUCGUGGGCGCCGACAGCAACGAGCUGCUUAGUCGCGACGUGCGCACGCUGCUGGCGGAGGUGAAGGAGAAAGCGUCGGAGGCGCAGUCGCUGCGUUCGAGGCUGUCGCUCGCCGAGGCGGCGCUCGCGUCGCAGAAGCAGAACAACGAGAACCUCCUUGUCGAGCUGCGCAGCCUCAACAGUCAGCUCGUCAAUGAGCGCAAGCGUCUUCUCGCCAUGACACGCGAGGCGCAGCUGGCGAGCCUCCGCGCAGAAGACGUGAAGGACGUGGAGGCGCGGCUCGCCGAGGCGGUGGCGGCGCGCACCACGCUCGAGCACGAGCACGUACAGCUGAUGGAGAGCCUCGUCGGUGUCACGGAGGGCGCGCUGCGACAGGCGCGCGAGGAGGUGCGACACGACAUGGAUGAGUGCCGCGCAGCCGCCGCGCACUGGGAGCAGGUGGCGCAGCUGCUCUACAAGGACAUCGCUCAGCGCACCCAGGCGCACGUGCAGUGCCGCGAGGAGUGCGAGGAGGCGAAGCGGGACCGUGACGAGGCCACCAUAGCUCUGCGUGAUGCGUGGGACGAGCUCAAGCUGUGCCGCGCGAAGCUCGACAUUGUGUGGCCGACACACCGCGCCGACACGCGCGACUUGGCCCCAGCCGAGAUACUCGCAACGUUCGGUAACUACAAGGCCGUCUUCCGCCAGCAGCGGAAGCACCAACGCCAGCACGGCUCUACCCCGACACAAGGAGCCCUCGGGCGCCACCAUGAAGCGGAGGAUGAUGGCGACAGUGAGGGCGAUGUGAUAGUGGAGCUCUGUGAUGUGCCGCUGGAGGAGCAGGUGCGCGAGCUGCACGAGGCGAACGGCGCCCUACUCGCGGAGCUCACGCAGCUGCGGCUGACGAGCGAGCUGCAGGCGGAGCGACUGCGGACGAUGGAGGGCGGCGUUCGUGAAGAGCGAGCAGCGGUGCAGGCUGCGGAGGAGGCGCUGCAGCGACGUGAGGACGCCGCGCAGGAUUUUCUGCAGACACAACUGGACCGCGUCACGUUCCUUGAGGCGCAGGUGCGCUCACUGCGCGGCUACGACGUGUCGCCGAACAUGUCGCUGCAGGAGCUUGCCGACGGGGAGACUGUAUUCGAGCUCUUCCUUGGGCAGAUCCUCUCGACGGAGACACCGGAGGGCGUGGGGCUGCGCAACGCAUUCCCGCCCCUCUUCUGCUCGGUGGACUUCUUGCUGCACGAGACGGUGACGACGCCAAUCGUGACGGGACUCAACGCUUUCUUCGACACGACCGUCGCGUUCCGCGUCGCGAUGGACGCGCUGCUGCAGUGCUACCUGCAGACCCGUGAGCUGCUUGUUCAGCUGCACCGGGUGCGGUCGCAGAGCGAGAUCCAGGAUCUGACAGACAGCCAAAACAGCGCCGACAACCGUCUCUUUGCAGAGCGCCUCUCUGCAACAUUGGCGGAAGGCACCGUGAGCUUGUGGCCACUCGUAGCGGAUGCGGCGCGCCGUGACGCGCAGCGGCCAACACUUCGUGGGCAUAUUCCGUUGCGCACCUCCAGCGGCCACCACAUCGCGUCAAUGGAGUUCGUCGUGACGGUACGCACGCCGUUUAGCGAGUCGUUCCGUGCGUUGGCCGCUAGCGCCGCCAGGGACUGGCGCCCGACACCGAACGUGAUCGCCAACGCCCCUGCGAGCAGAAUUAUUCCAGUAACAGGUGAAGCUAUGUCAACAGGUGCGGCAGCUCUAUCACUGCUACCAACAACAUCAUCAUCAGCAGCAGCAGCAGCAACGACAGGAGUGGUGAUGAAUAUGUCGCGUGGCGAUGGGCGAAUGCAGCUGGUGCCGACUCCUCACCAAUCCGAUGCGUUCGACGGCGUCUCCACGACGUCCUCCUCGACCUCACUACUGGACACGCGAGCGUCGGACAGAAUGUCCGGCUUCACGCUUGUACCUCGCGCUGCUGCCAUGGCAAGUGUCUCCACUUCUGCAUCUACGACGAUACGUAUGCUGGUGGUGGACGUCUGCAAGCUACAACUACCACACACCCUGCCAUCCAUUCCCCGCCUUUCCUGCUACUACGCGUUGGCACCACUCGGCCGGGACGUAUACCUUCCUGCCCCGCCGACGCCGCGGUACGAGUGCGAGUAUCUGCAGGAGGGCGGUGACGGCGGCACGCGAUUUCCCGUUCUCUCUAUGCGUGAGCUGCUCGCUGUCACGCGGGAGCCAUUCAUGUUGUUCUUCUUUGACGAGUCAUCGUCUGCUGCCGCGGACAGGCGGGGGCGGCGGGGCGAAGGACCGUACUGGGCUCUUGCAGUGGCGGAGUGGCGGCUCGCGCUCGAGCGCCCAGAGGAGUAUGUCUCUUUGGAGCUCCCGCUGAUGAACCAGCAGGGAGUACCUGUGCAGGGCGCUGUUGUGCGUGUGCGAUUACUCGCCACAAGCCGAGCUGAGAACGCCGAGUCGGGGCUGGCGGGGGCUCUAGAGAGGGCGCGUGCGGUUGCCGCCACUCCCCCCCUGUGGCAAAACCAAUUCCAGCAACAACAGCCACAGCAGCAGCAGCAGCAGCAGCAGCAGCGGGCUUCAAUAACCUCCCCGGAAGGCCGGGGUGGUGCGGCUGCUGUCUUCAACGCUGCGUCUGCGGCUCGUGUUGCUCAAGGCACAACAGGCAACCCGCCUAGAUCGAGGAACGCUGAAGAUUCCAUCGAAUUGGAGAUGAUCCGACGACAGCUGGAUCGUUAG
This is a messenger RNA of Trypanosoma grayi, 3540 nucleotides long. RefSeq lists its product as hypothetical. The coding region runs from base 1 to 3540 and encodes 1179 amino acids. The record is from RefSeq and is a predicted model, not a curated record. The transcript has a single exon. Gene Ontology annotation, biological process: non-motile cilium assembly. Lineage: Eukaryota; Euglenozoa; Kinetoplastea; Trypanosomatida; Trypanosomatidae. Gene Ontology annotation, cellular component: ciliary transition zone.